AGUGACUGCAUGUGAUUGGUGAAACGCAGGCAUGCGUAGAUUCUACUUUGAAGCUCUGUCAUUAACCAAAACAAACAUUAAUAGAUCGAUAAAAAAAGUAGCAAGUAGCGAGCUGAAUGUAGAUAAAUGGAACGGAGUAAAAGUAGCGUAGGGAGACGGAGGGGAUAAGGAUGAACGGAGUUGAACAAACUGAGUGUGGUCAGAGAGAUAUGAUCUACGAAUACGAGUCACGGCGCGGACUCGUACCCGCAUUCCUCCUGCAACUGUUUGUCAGAGUUCCUCCUCUGGCUGCUCGUCUGGACACGCCCCUGGGCAUGGCACACCCACGCAGCAACAAGGCUGCAGACAAUUGUGCAUCAGAGCACCAGAACUUGACGAGAGGGAGCGGCAUAAAAGCCAGCGGACCAAGGAGACAUUCCCCAGAACGUAGCCUAUCUUUCACAUGUCUUCCCUGUAGCCUGUGAUCUUGUCCUGCCUCACGACCUCCACCUGGAUUCCUGCUUGCCUCCCUCGACCCUUGACCUCUGCUUGAACUCAAACAUCGUUGCCUCUCUCCAACCCCCGACUGCCUGCCUCCCUACCGACUGCCUCUUCGCCUUGCCCCUUGGAUUCGACGAAAGAGUCACACAACACGCACCGACAACAACCCCUGGUAAAACUUACAUUGUUAAUUCUACACAUCGUCCGCACUCAUUCACUUGUGGUAGCAUACACACCCCACACACUCAUCAAGGUUUCAAAAAACCUGGUAAACCGCAGUUCUGCCUUGGUGUCGCCUCCUUCCCUUUGGCCGGUACAUAACAGAAGGGGUGGGUUUGUGAUGGUAAUACUGUGCAAUCUGUUGAGGAGGACAGUGUGUGAAAUGGUAUCGAAGGCUGAAGUAAGAUCUAAAAUGAUGAGGAUAUUGAGAAGACCAGAAACAGCUGCCAGGAGGAGAUUGUUUGUUAUUUUUACAAGUGCUGUUUCAGUGCUGCGUGCAGGAGGCGGAAACCAGACCGGAAUUGUUAAUAUAGGUUACUUAACAGUAGAUGGUAGUGAAGGUGGGAGGAGACAGCUUUUUCAAGGACUUUUUAAAUGAAUGGCUGAUUUGAAAAGGGACAAAUGUUAAUAAAAUUAUUUGAAUCUGAGCCUGUUUUUUUUUUUUUGCUUUUUUUCAAAAUUGCUGUUAUGGGUGCUGUUUUGAAAGCUGCAAUUUUGAAAGCUGAGGGAACAAUUCCAGUGGUGAGAGUAGAAUAGCUGAUAUUAGUAAUAAAGUGGAUUAGUGAGGGGAGGUAGAUUUUCACCAAAGCAGUUUGGAGGGGAUUUAAAUGACAGGUUGAUGGCUUUUUAAUGGACGUUAAAGUGCAUUGAUGUCCAACUGAGAAGGCAGUGAAAAACUAGAAAAUUAAUGGAUGAGGGAGGCAGGGAGGGUGAACUGUGGUUGUUUGUGAAUCUGGGUGAUACAACUAGGUCUUUGUGUGAGUCCCUUUGGUAAUCAUUGUGUCAAAGCAACUAAAUAGUUCAUCAUUUCUAUUUGUGCAGACAAUGUUAAAUGGACUUCAUAUUAAGUUGCCUUUACGUGAAAGCAAUUAAUCCACACUCACAACAUUGUCUUACAAUUGUUUAAAAAAACAUCUUCAAUAGAUCAAGUAAAUGCAGUGUGGAGAAUCUGGUCUACAAAAAAAGAUGGUGGACAAUUUUAAAAACUACAAGUCGAAGUUUUACCUACUUCUUGAAGGGGUCAUAAACACUGUUCGUAACAACAGCGUUAUUCAAUAAUGACGAAAGUAACACCGUUACUUUUACUAGUAACGAGUAAUCUAAUUAAUUACUUGAAGGUCUGUUACAAUGCCGUUAACGAUAGCAGGGCACUGGUGGAAGACUUUGUCACAUGGUGUGGAAAUAACCACCUACAGCUCAAUGUGACAAAGACCAAGGAGCUGGUUGUGGACCUGGGAAGGAGGAGGAGUACUCCUGCGACCCCUGUUUCCAUCAGGGGGGCCGAUGUGGACAUGGUUGAGGAUUAUAAAUACCUCGGAGUACACAUCGACAACAAGCUGAAUGGGUCAAAACACGCUGAGGCCCUCUACAAGAAGGGACAGAGCCGCCUCUACUUCCUCAGGAGGCUAGGAUCAUUUAACGUCUGUACAAAGAUGUUGAACAUGUUCUACGAGUCGGUGGUGGCGGGCACCUUCUUGUACGCCGUGGCCUGCUGGGGCAGCGGGCUGAGAGCGAGGGACGCUAACAGACUGGACAAGCUGGUAGAGAAGGCCAGUCACGUGGUGGGAAUGGAGCUGGACUCUCUGGCAGUGGGGUCAGAGAGGAGAAGUCUAGCAAAACUCCUAGCCAUUAUGAACAACACCUCCCACCCACUACACUCGGACCUUGCGGAGAGAGUGAGCACGUUCAGUGGAAGGCUCAGACUCCCAAAAUGCAACACGGAACGACACAGGAGGUCCUUCAUACCGACAGCCAUCAGACUGUAUAAUGCAUAUGUUCCUUCUUGACUGCACUUAAAUGUAGAAUAUAUGUAGAAUAUAUUUAUAUUAUUCAUAUAUUAUACAUUACAUAUAUAAUAUAUGUCAUAUAUUAUUUAUUAUUAUUAUUGUUUAUUAUGAGCGAACUGUGGUGCUGAAUAUCCCCGAGGAAUCAAUAAAGUACUUUCUA
Molecule: messenger RNA, 2646 nt
Organism: Nerophis ophidion (straightnose pipefish)
Lineage: Eukaryota; Metazoa; Chordata; Actinopteri; Syngnathiformes; Syngnathidae
Exons: 2
Coding region: 1758-2486 (242 amino acids)
Molecular function (GO): 2-oxoglutarate-dependent dioxygenase activity; methyltransferase activity
Source: RefSeq, a predicted model, not a curated record